UCUCUCUCUCUCUCUCUCGUCUCAUCAGUGUGUUUGUGUUGAAUUGGACCAAAACGGAGCAGACAUGAAGCUGAAACUGAAGCUUCCAAACCCGGGUCUGGACGAGCGGAUCCCGUCUCACGCUGAGCUGGAGAGGAUUGAGAAAGAGGAUGCUGGAGAGAGACCUCAAUGGGACAAUAAAACUCAAUACAUGCUGACCUGUGUGGGCUUCUGUGUGGGUCUGGGGAACGUCUGGAGAUUCCCGUACCUGUGUCAGAGUCACGGAGGAGGAGCUUUUAUGAUUCCGUUCCUGAUUCUUCUGGUGCUGGAGGGAAUUCCUCUUCUUCAUCUCGAGUUUGCCAUCGGUCAGAGACUCAGGAAGGGCAGCGUUGGAGUCUGGACCGCUAUUAACCCUUAUUUAGCCGGAGUGGGUAUCUCGUCUAUGUUGGUGUCGUUUCUGGUGGGGAUGUACUAUAACACCAUCAUCGCCUGGGUCAUGUGGUACUUCUUCAACUCGUUCCAGGACCCGCUGCCCUGGAGUCAGUGUCCUGUCAAUGAGAAUCGUUCAGGGCUGGUGUCUGAAUGUGCACGCAGUUCUCCGGUGGAUUAUUUCUGGUACAGAGAGACGCUGAACACCACGUCAUCUAUAGGAGAGACCGGAGGAAUGCAGUGGUGGGUGGUGGUGUGUUUGGUGUGUGCCUGGACGCUGCUGUGGGUCUGCUGUAUCAGAGGAAUCGAGACCACCGGCAAGGCCGUCUACAUCACCUCCACUCUGCCGUAUGUGGUUCUGACCAUCUUCCUGAUCCGAGGUCUGACCCUCAAAGGUUCCGUCAGAGGCAUCGAGUUCCUGUUCACACCAGACUUGGACGAGUUGUUAAACCCGUCGACGUGGUUGGACGCAGGUGCGCAGGUGUUUUACUCCUUCUCUCUGGCGUUUGGAGGUCUCAUCUCUUUCUCCAGCUAUAACUCUGUACAUAACAACUGCGAGCAGGACGCUGUUAUCAUCUCAAUAAUUAAUGGUCUGACAUCCAUCUACGCUGCCAUUGUCAUCUACUCCAUCAUCGGCUUCAGGGCGACGGAGCGAUUCGAUGAAUGUCUCAAUGGGAAUAUUCUGACGCUGCUGAAUGUGUUCGAUCUUCCCGAGGGAAACAUCACAGAGACCAACUAUGAUUCGUUCAUUCAGAAUCUGAACAGCACAGCUCCAGACGCUCUUCAGGAACUCGGUCUGAGGACAUGCGACAUGCAGACGUUCCUCAGUCAGGGUGUGGAGGGCACAGGUUUGGCUUUCAUCGUCUUCACGGAGGCCAUCACCAAGAUGCCGGUGUCUCCUCUGUGGUCCGUUCUCUUCUUCAUCAUGCUCUUCUGUCUGGGACUCUCCACCAUGUUCGGCAGCGUGGAGGGGGUGGUGGUGCCGCUUCAGGACCUCAACAUCUUCCCAAAGAGAUGGCCUAAAGAGAUCUUCACAGGGAUGGUGUGUUUCGCCUCUUUUGGUCUGGCUGUUAUAUUCGCUCAGGGUUCUGGUAACUACUGGCUGGCUCUGUUCGACAGUUUCGCUGGAUCUAUUCCUCUGCUCAUCAUCGCCUUCUGUGAGAUGAUGGCCGUGUCUUACAUUUAUGGCAUUGACAGAUUCAAUGAUGACAUUAAGUUCAUGAUCGGACACAAGCCCAACAUCUUCUGGCAGGCCACAUGGAGAUUCAUCAGUCCUCUGGUGGUGCUGGUCAUCUUUCUCUUUUACUUUGUUACCACUAUAAGCAAAGACCUCACUUACAUCGCCUGGGACCCUGAAUCUGUGAAUUUUCCCGCUCUGGUCACACUGAAUUACCCCCAGUGGGUUUACAUCAUCAUCUUCCUUUUGUCUGGAGUGCCAGCGUUGUUUAUUCCCGGUGUGGCGCUGUACAAACUCAUCCAGAAACGCUGCUGCAAGAAAGAGAAACACACAGAAGAAGCCAUCAGCUCCACGUCUGCUCGAAUCCACAUGAGUGAUGAAGCAGACAAGAGCGACACAAACAUUAAUACACUUCAUUCAGACAAUCACAACUAAACAAACAUCUCAUAAUCACACACACACAUGACAGAGAGAGAAACCAGCUCAAUCUCACCAGCCCUUUAAAUUCAGACGAGAGAACACGCAUGACAUGAAACACAGAACUGAUCUGACAUCAGCGAAACACUACUGUUCAAAACCAUGCCUCUGAAUAUAAACUUUCUCUCAAGACAAAACUAAUGUUCUAUUUUAUUUAAUAAAAAAUUGUUAACAGACAA
This is a messenger RNA of Triplophysa dalaica, 2241 nucleotides long. RefSeq names its product solute carrier family 6 member 19a, tandem duplicate 2 (gene slc6a19a.2). Gene Ontology annotation, biological process: sodium ion transmembrane transport. The record is from RefSeq and is a predicted model, not a curated record. NCBI's taxonomy places the organism in Eukaryota, Metazoa, Chordata, Actinopteri, Cypriniformes, Nemacheilidae. Gene Ontology annotation, cellular component: plasma membrane. The transcript has 12 exons. Bases 65 to 2020 code for a protein of 651 amino acids.